AUGUUGCCCAUGUGGAAACAGCUCGUCGCCGGCAUUCUUGCCGUCAUGUUCAUGGCGCCGGGUGUCAGUGGCCAAUAUCCCAAUCCCGGCGUCGUCACAGGCAGCACCAGCGUUCACGACCCGACGGUGGUCAAGACCCCAAGCGGCACAUACCUUAUGGCCCACACGGGAGCGAACGUGGCUCUCAAGACAUCAACCGACCGCACUGCCUGGCGCGACGCCGGCGUCGCAUUUCCGAGCGGUGCACCAUGGACCACGCCGUACACGGGGGGCGACACCAAUCUCUGGGCACCAGACAUCUCGUAUCGCAAUGGCCGGUACUACAUGUACUACUCUGCUUCAACGUUUGGAUCCCGCAAAUCGGCCAUCUUCUUGGCCACAAGCACCACGGGCGCGUCGGGGUCGUGGGCCAACCAGGGCGUAGUCAUCGAGACGUCAGACUCCAACGAUUACAACGCCAUCGACCCCAACCUGAUCGUUGACGCCCAGGGUAACUGGUGGCUGUCUUUUGGUUCUUUCUGGACAGGCAUCAAAAUGAUCUCGCUGAACCCAAGCACCGGCAAGCGCUCCGGCACGAAUUUCGUGUCCCUCGCGAGGCGCACUGAGGCCGAUGGCGCCGUCGAAGCGCCCUACAUUACUCGCCGUGGCAACUACUACUAUCUAUGGCUCUCUUUCGACAGGUGCUGUAACGGCGCCGCCAGCACGUAUCGCAUCAUGGUCGGUCGAUCUACCAGCGUGACGGGCCCGUACGUUGAUCGCGAUGGUAAGAACAUGAUGUCCGGCGGUGGCACCCAGGUUAUGGCAAGCCACGGUUCGAUCCAUGGACCUGGCCACCCAGCUGUCUUCACCGACACGGAUGCCGACGUGCUCGUCUAUCAUUACUACAGCAACAGCGGCGCUGCGCUACUGGGCAUCAACCUCAUACGUUACGAUGCAGACUGGCCUGUUAUAUACUAA
Messenger RNA from Colletotrichum spaethianum, 957 nucleotides. RefSeq names its product intracellular endo-alpha-(1->5)-L-arabinanase. Gene Ontology annotation, biological process: carbohydrate metabolic process. Bases 1 to 957 code for a protein of 318 amino acids. Gene Ontology annotation, molecular function: arabinan endo-1,5-alpha-L-arabinosidase activity. The record is from RefSeq and is a predicted model, not a curated record. The transcript has a single exon. Lineage: Eukaryota; Fungi; Ascomycota; Sordariomycetes; Glomerellales; Glomerellaceae.